Messenger RNA from Lacerta agilis (Sand lizard), 1413 nucleotides. RefSeq names its product olfactory receptor 14A16-like. Lineage: Eukaryota; Metazoa; Chordata; Lepidosauria; Squamata; Lacertidae. Gene Ontology annotation, cellular component: membrane. The transcript is spliced from 3 exons. Bases 1 to 1413 code for a protein of 470 amino acids. The record is from RefSeq and is a predicted model, not a curated record. Gene Ontology annotation, molecular function: olfactory receptor activity; G protein-coupled receptor activity. Gene Ontology annotation, biological process: G protein-coupled receptor signaling pathway.
AUGCCCCAGAUUUACCCCCAAAGAUCUCAGAGUGGUUAUGGUUCCUUGGCAUCCUUCCAUCCUGGUAACAUUCGUGGUGAAACCUGCUUAGCCUCAGGAAUGGAGCUGUAUCACACAUUUAGGCUAUUUUCCAAGCACCAGAACACAGAGUUGGAAUUACACAAAUCUGGACAUCAAAAUAUGAUUCACGCCAUUCUCAACAUAACAAUGAUUGAAAAUUUCAUACUUCUAGGAUUUUCUGGGGGUCGAGAACUGCAGAUUUUACACUUUGUGAUCUUCUUCACAAUGUACCUUUCUGCCCUGGUGGGAAAUCUUCUGAUCAUUACCCUGGUUGCUGUCAGCAGUCAUCUGCAUACCCCAAUGUAUUUUUUUCUUGUCAAUUUGUCAGUCCUUGAUGUUGGCUCAAUCUCCGUCAUCAUUCCCAAAUCCAUGGCAAAUUCUCUCAUGAACAUAAGACUGAUUUCAUAUUCACAGUGCAUUACUCAAACAUUUCUCUUCAUUUUUUUUGCAUCAUCAGACUUCUUCCUCCUCACUGUCAUGGCCUAUGACCGAUAUGUAGCCAUCUGUCACCCUUUGCACUAUGCAUCUAAGAUGAAAUGGAGUAGCUGCAUUCAAAUGGCAGGUGGAGCAUGGAUGUUUGGUUUGUUCAAUGCUGCUUUGCACACUGGUACUGUCUUUUCACUUCCUUUCUGCUCCAAUGUCAUCCAUCAGUUCUUCUGUGAAAUCCCACCCCUGGUGGAAAUCUCUUGCUCUGAUUCAUACCUCAAUGAAAUUUGGGCUCUUCUAUUUACUGGAGUGUUAAGUCUUGGUUGCUUUGUGUUCAUUGUCAUGUCCUAUGUGCAGAUCUUUACUGCAGUGUUGAGAAUGCCGUCCAUGGCAAACAGGAAGAAAGCCUUCUCCACUUGCAUUCCCCACAUCACAGUUGUCUCCAUAUUAUUCAGCACUUCUUUCUUCACCUACUUAAUCCCAACCUCUAAUUCUCCAUACAAUCUGGAUGAGGUGCUUGCUGUGUUAUAUACUGUGGUGCCUCCACUGAUGAACCCAAUAAUCUACAGCAUGAGAAACAAAGAUGUCAAAACUGCCUUGUGGAAGUUGCUGGGUUUUGAUUUUGAAUAUUUUACCUUCCUUCGUCGGCACAGGCACAUACUUUCAGGGCUCAGCCACACGUCCGUUUGCCCUGCCACAUUCCCCCAGCAAAAUCCAAUCUUUAGAGCUGAAUCGGAACAAACAGAAAUGGUGUAUUCUGUAGAUGGCUCUUUGUUCUUGUCUAUUGCUAAAGAGAGGGUUUUCUGGGGGAAAGCAGCGGGCCAUGACAAAAUUGCUUGGACCUGUGCCUCGAAAGUGGGAGACAAGUGGAAAACCACUCAGACCUGUACUUUCAAGGCAGGAGAUAACAAGCAGAUGUGUGGAUGA